Messenger RNA from Penicillium chermesinum, 432 nucleotides. RefSeq lists its product as uncharacterized. The coding region runs from base 1 to 432 and encodes 143 amino acids. The transcript is spliced from 2 exons. NCBI's taxonomy places the organism in Eukaryota, Fungi, Ascomycota, Eurotiomycetes, Eurotiales, Aspergillaceae. The record is from RefSeq and is a predicted model, not a curated record.
AUGACCGACCAGACUUACCACACUACCCGCCAGGACCUGCGCAAGCCCGAGUCUCGUGUUGCUCAUCAGCACGGCGGUACCAACCCUUCAGACUCUGAAGUGUCUGCCAUGAAGUCUAUUGUCGACAAGAACAGCGUUGACAAGAACCAAAAAGUUGAAGAAGUCAAGUCCAACCUGCCUCUUCCCGACCAACCCCCAGUCGCUAGUGAUUGGAACUCCUCCGACCAACGCACUGUCAACGUCGGCUCUGGUGGAAUCUCGGGAUCCGUUUCUGGCGAAGGAGAUAGCGCCCUGCGCGAGCCCGCCACUGCCGAGAGCAGCGUCCGUGUUGACGGCAGUGACUUGCACAAGAACACUGAGCCCGCGAGCAAGGUUGGUCGUCAGGGUAAGGAGGGUCUCGACGGCCUUCCUUCCGAUGCUCUCGCCCGCUAA